Molecule: messenger RNA, 4576 nt
Organism: Ictalurus punctatus (channel catfish)
Lineage: Eukaryota; Metazoa; Chordata; Actinopteri; Siluriformes; Ictaluridae
Gene: slc9a2
Product: solute carrier family 9 member 2
Exons: 13
Coding region: 357-2783 (808 amino acids)
Biological process (GO): proton transmembrane transport; sodium ion transport; regulation of pH
Cellular component (GO): membrane
Molecular function (GO): sodium:proton antiporter activity
Source: RefSeq, a predicted model, not a curated record
UCUCAUUGUGGCUUUUAUUCAUAUUCAUCCUGGUCAUACAGAUCCUUUCACUGUUUUUCCUGCUCCCAACAGACCCGACUCAUUUGUGGAGACCAGGUAGGCCAAUUAAGACGAAGAAGAAGAAGAAGAAGAAGAAGAAGAAGAAUGGCACAUGUAUUCAUUUCAAAUAUAAUGUUCUAAGGUUUCUUACACCUGUGGAACGAUACUUUAAAGCAAAGGCGCGCUCCAAUCAGGAGCCAGUCUCCAAGGAGGGAGGCGUGUGUGUAAUCUGCAGCACAGGUAAAACCCGAAAGGUAAGGUGCACGAGAAACAGCGCGAGAGAAACAAACAGGGAAUUCUGCUACAGAGUGAAAAAAAUGGAUUUUCUACUUAAAUCGAAAACAGUUUUUAUCUUUUUAAUAUCAUGGUCACUACUGGCAUGGUUGACAACUGGCGUGACGCAUUUACCGACACCAAGCAACCCUCCAUCUCAACGUCCACCACAGAAACCCAUGCAGGACGCGCCCCAGUCGGUUCCUGAGCCAGAGAAAACCAAUUUCCCCAUGUUUAUUGUAAAUUACCCUCGCGUUCAGAUUCCAUUCGAGAUAACAUUGUGGGUGUUACUUGCUUCAUUUGCGAAAAUAGGUUUCCAUGUGUACCAUAAAAUUACAAUAUGGAUACCAGAGACCUGCUUGCUGAUUGCUGUUGGGCUUAUAGUGGGCGGUAUCAUGCACUCUGUACACGAGGAGCCCCCAGCUGUCCUCACCUCCAGUGUCUUCUUCCUCUACAUGUUGCCGCCCCUCGUUCUGGAUGCGGCGUACUUCAUGCCCACUCGGGCCUUUUUUGAGAAUGUUGGCACGGUGAUGUGGUUUUCUAUCGUGGGGACCUUGUGGAACUCUAUUGGCAUCGGUAUCUCUCUCUUCGGUAUCUGCCAGAUCCAGGCGUUCGGCAUUCAGGAUAUCAACCUGCAAGAAAACCUGCUGUUUGCCUGCAUUAUCGCGGCUGUGGACCCUGUGGCAGUGCUCACUGUGUUCGAGGAUGUCAACAUUCAUGAGCAGCUUUACAUUGUGGCAUUUGGCGAGUCCUUAUUUAAUGAUGCUGUCACUGUGGUGCUAUAUAAUCUCUUUAAUCAUAUGGCGAUUUUGCCAGUGGUGGAUGUGGCAGAUGUGUUCCUGUCUGUGGCACGCUUUUUUGUGGUAGGCCUUGGAGGAAUGCUAUUCGGCUUCUUGUUUGGCUUUGUGGCAGCUUUCACUACACGCUUUACAUGGAAGGUGAGAGAGAUUGAGCCUCUCUUCAUUUUCAUGUAUAGCUACCUCGCCUAUCUGCUGGCUGAGCUGCUGUCCAUCUCCAGCAUCAUGGCCAUUGUGACUUGUGCCUUGACCAUGAAGUACUAUGUGGAAGAGAAUGUGUCCCAGCGCUCAUGCACCACUAUCCGGCACACCAUCAAAAUGCUUGGCACUGUGUCAGAGACACUUAUCUUCUUCUUCCUGGGUGUUGUUACCAUAACAACAGACCAUGAGUGGAACUGGGGCUAUAUCCUCUUUACUCUGUUCUUCACCCAACUCUGGAGGACUCUAGGUAUCCUGGUAUUGACACAGAUAAUUAACCCCUUUCGCACCAUCCCCUUCAACUUCAAAGACCAGUUUGGUCUGGCCUAUGGUGGCCUUAGAGGGGCUAUAACAUUUGCAUUGGUUUUCACCCUUCCAGAUACUAUUCUUCGUAAAAAACUUUUUGUCACCACCUGCAUCGUUGUCAUUCUCUUCACAGUCUUCAUCCAGGGUAUCAGUAUAAGGCCAAUUAUUGAACUGAUGAAUGUUAGAAAGACAAAUCGGGAUUUCUGCACCAUUAACGUUGAGAUUCACAAAAGGCUGAUGGAACAUACCAUUGCAGGGAUAGAGGAUCUCUGUGGACAAUGGAGCCACCACUCCUUAAAAGACAGGUUUAUGAGGUUUAACAACCGGUUCCUUCGUAAGAUUUUGAUCCGUGAUGACCGGGCUGAGUCGAGCAUUGUGGCUCUUUAUAAAAAACUGGAGCUUCAAAAUGCUAUGGAGAUCUUGGACACGGUAUCUGGUGACAUCAGUGCAGAACAAUUCAGAUCAUUGGAUGAGGAGAACAAUUUUAAUAGACCCAAGAAGACAUUGUUGACAACAGAUCUGAUAUCAAUGCAUGAUAUUCUGUCAAAGAACAUGUAUAAGAUCAGAGAACGGACGGUGUCCUACACCAAUAAACAUGCGCUCCCUAACGACACCAGAGACAGAGAGAUCCUGAUGAGGCGACACACCACCAUCCGACGCAGUCUUAGACCUGGAAGACGCCAGAGCUUGGAUGGAGCCAGGGUCCCGAAAUAUUUUUCUCUUCCUGUCGGCCAGAGUCUGAACUCCCGAUUUGCUACAGAAAGACUGAACACCACUGGUGAUGCCGACAUUGCGAUGAAUCCUAGCUACCCAUCAGCCAGGCCCAGAUCUAGGCAGCCUUUACGGAACCCGUCCAUGCCAGUGACACCUCUGAGGAGGCUGGAGCCCUUUAAGACCAUGAUAGAUGAGGAAAGCGAGGAGCAGAAGGGGAAUGUCUCAUUAAGCCUGAGCUCCAGAUCCACUUCGUCCAGGUUCUCAGCUCCACAUCUCAGCUCUCAGAUCCACCACAGGACCGGAGACUGUGAGCCUGAGGCAGAAGAGCAGCAGACUGUAUCUCCCCCUAGUGUAUGGAGCCCAGAGCCUCUUAACCGAGGCACCAGUGAUGCACGAAACCCUCUGCUACGGAGACCUUUGUGGAAGCCACAGGAUCAACGAGGCCAGCAGAAGUGAGAUUCACAUGGGAUUUUAACCAAACUAUAUGGCUGCUAUGAUAUGAGGAAAUCUACACUACUGUUCCUGCGCCAGUAAGAACUGGAAUAACUGGAUUAAAUCAGAAAUGCUGCGACUCAUCAACUCAUUUAGAACUUCAUGUUUUGUAAAUAUAUAGUAUAAGAAAGUAUCGAAAAUGCUGGUACUCUUUCUGCUACUCAUUAUAAAUCAUUAGGUGAUCAUUAUAAUCAUUACCCUAUUCAUCAAAGUUGUGUAGAAAUGAGCUCAGAUUUGAGUGCAUGGAUUUACUAUUUAACUGUUAACUGUCGUCCAACAUCAAACCAAGCGCAGUUGAUGAACGUUAGCUGUGUGGAAACAGGUUCAUGCACGCUAAUGCCAGGUUCAUGCACACUAGUAUGCACACGUCCUGCCCCAAUUUACUCAUUACAAGGAGGCUGGGACUUGGCCAUAGAUAGAGCUUUCAACAAGAUGACGAGCCAAACACACUUCCAACAGAGAAAUGGUUAACGAAGCACAAAGUCGGUGCUUUUGCAAUGACCAUUUUAUUCCCAAAAUUUGAACCCUACUGAAAAGCUGAGUUCUGAAUUGAAGAAGUAAGUCCACAUGCACAACCCUAACAGUAUAAAGGAGCUUAAAAUGUACUGCAGGAGUGAACCAACAUCCCUCUACAAGUGAUUCCAGCCUUGUUAGACAUUACAGGAAGCGAUUCGGUGGUGUUAUUCUCUCCAGGACAGGCAUCAUAAAUAUUAAUUAUUAGGAUGCUGACAGUUUUGAAACCACUGUUUUGUCUUCCUCUUUCGGCUGUUCCUGUUCAAGGUCGCUACAGCGGAUCACCCAAACAUAUUCAAACAUAUUUUGAAUCUGGCAAAGGUUUUACGUCAGAUGCCCUUCCCGAUGCAACCCUCCUGGGCUUGGUACUGGCACUGAGUGUGCACUGCCUCGUACAGCCCUCCAGUGGGUUGAUUCCCUGACCGGAAAUCAAACUCGGACCAUGGCGAUGAGGUCGUCGCACGCUAACCACUAGUCCACCAGGGAACCACUGUGUUGUAGGAAAAUUGCUCUUCUUUUUGUAGUGAAGUAUGGAAAUUUACUCUGUUUAGGUAGAAAAUUGAACCGUUUCCAAAUCUCCCCUGUAGGUAUUUGGACUCUAUUUAUGGCUAUUUAAAAAAAAAAAAUCAUUUUAGAUUGGGAUAUGUGUAUGUGAAGGUCUUGAUAUGAAAUUAUGUAAUGACCUCAAAACACACAUAUUGCACAAACACACCUGUUGCUCAGUUAAAUGUUGAGCUGUUAAAAGUCCAUAUUUUGUCCAGUGCAUUCUGAUUCACGUUUAUAAAUUACCUACAUAUUAGUACAAGUUUCCUGCAUAGUGAUUUAUUAUUAACAUUAUUAUUAUUAUUUUUUUUUUUUAUUGUUACUACUAAUACUACUGCACUUACUACAGGCUACUUGCUAUAAAUACUAACAAUACUGAUUGUUAGCUAAAAUGUUAUGCUCAAAUUUACAUGUACUUUGAAAUGGAUGAAAAGGAAACCAUCAGUGGAUUUAGGGUGUGUUUUAGGAUCAGAUUUGACCAUGCAACUUUGAUGAACAAGGCCACCGAGUGUGUACGUCACUGAAAUGUGAUCAAUUGAAACUGGAAAACUGCACACUACAGAUUGUUUGAUUUUUCCAUGUUAACAGGAGAUUUCGUUUGUUUUAAAUGUAAUAUAAUGAAAUGUUUUUAUUAACGUUUUCCUGUGUGAUAUGUUGUGAAACAGCCUAAUAAAAAUUAGGCCAAACUUUUGCAUCAGCGA